AUGAAUAACACAGAAUCAAAUACAACAACAGCACGUUAUACGAAGAAUCCACUCUCGGCAAAUGAACACUCAGCUGAUGAGACAGUUGUACAACAGUCAGUAGAUCCACCUCCAGCAUAUGCAGACAAUGCGAAAAAUGACCCUUCGAAACAGAAUCAAGCUGUACCGCCGGUGACACCACCAGUGACACAAAUAAUAACUGUUAUGCAACCAAAGUUAGGCAGUUUACCUGUUCAAUGUACAUGUUCAAAAUGUCAUCAAAGCAUUGUGUCACGUACCGAACUUUCAAAUGGUUUGGCAGUGUGGGUAGCUUGUUUAGCGCUCGUAGUUGUCGGCUGCUGGCUUGGAUGUUGCCUCAUUCCAUUCUGUGUCGAUGAUUUGAAGGAUGUAACGCACUGCUGCCCAAACUGUAACACAGUGUUGGGUAUAAAGAAAAGAUUCUGA
Messenger RNA from Rotaria socialis, 444 nucleotides. The record is from the annotation of a GenBank genome assembly. NCBI's taxonomy places the organism in Eukaryota, Metazoa, Rotifera, Eurotatoria, Philodinida, Philodinidae.